This is a messenger RNA of Fonsecaea erecta, 921 nucleotides long. RefSeq lists its product as hypothetical. Bases 1 to 921 code for a protein of 306 amino acids. Lineage: Eukaryota; Fungi; Ascomycota; Eurotiomycetes; Chaetothyriales; Herpotrichiellaceae. Gene Ontology annotation, biological process: nucleotide metabolic process. The transcript has 2 exons. Gene Ontology annotation, molecular function: ATP:ADP adenylyltransferase activity; ATP binding. The record is from RefSeq and is a predicted model, not a curated record.
AUGGAUCGAGACAGCCGAAAUGAGAAUGAUGGGCGAUCAGGGCCCAGCGAGACAGCGACACUUCCACCAGGCCUGGAAGCACUGUCACUCGCCCAAUUCGACAACCAAGUGGCCAAAGGACAGUUGAUCUAUGAGCCUUCGACAGCCGAGACCGUGGAAGACCAGGGGUUCAAACUCAAUUUUCGAUCCGUGCCACACCUGCGCCGCAAGCCUAUCACGCCGUCAGACGCUCCCGAGCGGAAGACGGGAAAGGGACAUAAUCCCUUCCUCAACCCAAACCCAGAAGAGAUUCUAGCGGAAGUUGGGCCAUCCCACCUCCUGAUCUUGAACAAGUUCAGCGUCUACCGCCCGAGUUUGCUGGUCAUUACGAGGCAUUUUGUACCACAGACAGACGAUCUCGAUAGGGGCGACUUGUCGGCCGCCUGGGCGAUCUUGCAGCACUUUCGGCGGCGGUACAUGAUGAUCUUCAACUGCGGCUUUGAGGCCGGAUCGAGCCAGGGACACAAGCACAUGCAGUUCUGGCCAUACCCGGACGAGCAGGAGCUGGGAUUCCAGCUCUUUCCCAAUGUGGCGGAGUCGGUGGUGGACGUGGCGGAUAGUAUUCCGACAGUCCCUCACAAGCAUUUCGUCCUUCGACUGCCUCCGCACAGUGACACAGGUACCCUCGUCCAAGCUUACGAAAAGCUGCUCAGAAGGGUCCGACAAAGCCACGAAGAAGCCGGCGGGGGCACCGACUACAACGUGAUUCUGGUGAGGGAGUGGAUGUGCAUGGUUCCUCGCCGGCACAGUGGCCUUGAGAGGGGAGCCGGCGCCAACUCGGCGGCGAUGCUGGGGUUGGUGUGGAUCGCUGCUGAAGGCGAAAGGGACGUCUGGAAUGCUUCUGGGCCAGCCGAGUACCUCAGAUACCUGGGUCUGCCCUGA